This is a messenger RNA of Oreochromis niloticus (Nile tilapia), 3063 nucleotides long. It is a transcript of the gene g3bp1, whose product is annotated as GTPase activating protein (SH3 domain) binding protein 1. Lineage: Eukaryota; Metazoa; Chordata; Actinopteri; Cichliformes; Cichlidae. Gene Ontology annotation, cellular component: cytosol; ribonucleoprotein complex. Gene Ontology annotation, molecular function: mRNA binding. The record is from RefSeq and is a predicted model, not a curated record.
CUUCCUCUCUCUUGUGCUCAUGUUUAUUAAAAUUAUUACCAACACAGAACAGAAAAUGAUAAAGAAACUCUGCACUUGUUUCGGUGAGAUUAGGGUUAUGGCUGCAGAAAAGCCCCACAUUGGAUCUUGAGUUUGGAUUAGUUUGUUUAACAGUCCUAAAGCAGGCUGCAUCCAGCUUCUUCUGAUCUGAAAAGAGUGAAGCCUAUGUCUCAGUCCCACGGCCUCCUUUUAUCACAUUAGGCCGCUUAAAAUGAAUUAAAAUCCGCAUGGUUGGAUGAGUCAUUCGCUCCCAGGUUCGACAACAAAAGCCUUUGUCGCCCUCAGGCGGGGGUAAGCAACGGUGCACUGCGAGCUAACAAUAAAACGGCAGUCGCCUGUUCGCGAAACCAUCGUACCGUCAACUGACACUGUGACGUUAUUGGCACGCUCCGUGAACCCAGGCAGGGGGGGAGACGCUUCCGGAUUGGCUGUACGUAAGGGGCCGUUGCAGUCACGUUCAACUAUUGGUGAAUAAGUCGCAGUGCGUGAAUUUGAUUGGGUAGCAGUCGCGUAGGCGGGCAGAAUAUCAUGUUCGGUUGUGGAGCCAAGGCCGGUACUAAGCAUUUCGGCACGUUGUGAAGCCGUUAGCGAUCAGGCAGCCGCUGCUGUGACUCUUAGACACUUCCUGUUUGUAAAGCGCAGUUUUCCCCAAAAUAAUUCAUCCGGUGAGAUUUCAAGUUGACCAAAGAAAUGGUGAUGGAGAAGCCAAGUGCCCAGCUGGUCGGGCGAGAGUUUGUCCGACAGUAUUACACACUCCUGAACCAGGCCCCCGACUACCUGCACAGGUUUUAUGGAAAGAACUCAUCCUACGUGCAUGGUGGCCUGGACAGCAAUGGCAAACCAGCGGAGGCCGUUUACGGACAAUCUGAGAUCCAUAAGAGGGUGAUGGCUCUGAGCUUCCGAGAUUGUCACACCAAGAUCAGACACGUGGACGCUCAUGCCACCCUGAAUGAGGGUGUGGUGGUGCAGGUGAUGGGCGAGCUGUCCAAUAACAUGCAGCCCAUGAGGAAAUUCAUGCAGACCUUCGUGCUGGCGCCCGAGGGAACCGUUGCAAACAAAUUCUACGUCCACAAUGAUGUGUUCCGUUACCAGGACGAAGUGUUCGGCGACUCCGACUCUGAGCCGCCUGAGGAGUCCGAGGAUGAGGUCGAGGAGCUGGAGGAGAGGGUUCCCUCCCCUGACGUGGCUCCAGAGGAGUCGGCUCCUUUCUACGACCCAGCAGCCUGUUCAGAGCCAGCCGUUCCUGGUGACGAGGAGGAAGCGGUGGCAGCAAGCCCAGAACCAGAGCAGGAAGCAGAGAAGGAGGCCGAGGCGGUGGAGCUGAAGCCCGAGACGCAGACGGACACGCAGACGGACGCGCACACAGGUGAUGAGCAGACAGAGAAAAGCCCCGCCCCCGCCGCGCCACCCGCUACAGAAGCUGUCGCUGCACCCGCUGAGCCCGCCCCUGCUGCCCCGGAGGAAAACAGGCCGUUCUCCUGGGCAUUGGUCACCAGUAAGAACCUCCCUCCCAGCGGGGCUGUCCCUGUCUCAGGAAUCCCUCCCCAUGUCGUCAAAGUCACCCCCACAGCACCGCCCAGAGCUGAAGUGAAGUCAGAGUCCCAGACACCAGCACAGAGACCACAGAGAGACCAGAGGUCGAGGGAACAGAGGCCGGGAGGUCCUCCGCCUGCUCACAGAGGCCCCAGACCAGCUCGAGAAGGAGAGCAGGGUGAGUCGGAGGGGCGCCGGGUGGUCCGGUAUCCCGAUGCCCACCAACUCUUUGUGGGGAACGUGCCUCACGACGUGGACAAGAACGAACUGAAGGAGUUCUUUGAGCAGUACGGGACGGUCCUGGAGCUCAGGAUCAACAGCGGAGGGAAGCUUCCAAACUUCGGCUUUGUGGUUUUCGACGACUCUGAGCCCGUCCAGAAGAUCCUCAGUAACAGGCCCAUCAAGUUCCGAGGCGACGUGCGCCUGAACGUGGAGGAGAAGAAAACCCGGUCAGCCAGAGAGGGCGACAGGCGGGACGCCAGGCCUCGGGGCCCCGGUGGCCCCCGGGCCCAGAGAGCGGGUUGGGGCAGCGGGGGACCCCGGGGCCCCUCGGCCCGCGGAGGCACGUCACAGAAACCCAGCUUCGGCUCCGGACGGGGCGCCGGACCCAGCGAGGGACGCUACCCUGCCCCCCGCCAGUGAGGCUCCCGGCCUCUGAACCUGAGUUCAUUACUGUCAUUUACCUGAGCAGGUGUGUGCCUGCCUGCAGCAGGAGCUGAUUGGACACGGCCAAAUUCUCUGCUCCGGUCCUGGGAGGGAAAAGCAAGGAACUCUGUGCAGUCGUGGUUCCUCUUCGUUUCCCUCCCGGUGCAGGAGCAUCAAAACAGGUUUCAGUAAUCAACGCAGGUUUAGUCGAGAGCUCCGCCCGCUCCUUCCUGCUGAUUUCAGCAGCAUGUGUCUCUCCUGAAGAUGGCUGCCUCUUCCUCCUCCCCAGAUGCCCUCCACUCCAGCCUCCUCCUCCUCACCUGCUGAUUUGAGGACGUCGCUCUCAUUUCUCCCUUCGUCUCCUCCUCCUCUUCUUUGACUUCCACCAACACAUGUAUUAUUUGGACUCUUGUCUGUUUUUUGUUGUUUUUCAUGCUGAACUUGAAUUUAUUAAACAAAUCAAAACAUGCAAACACAUAAAGGGUAAAUACUACUUGAAUUGGGGAUAAUGAACCCAGAGGUUAGGUGUUGUUUUUCGCGUUCUCUCCCUGUUUCUUAAAGGAACGUGUACUUUACUGCUUGGGCAAUCCUGUGUAUUGCUGCCACCGUUGUAUCUAGCGAUGGAUCUGUCUUAUUUUUUUUCUAUCAGGUCAAGAGCUGAACUAUAGUGGUUUUAUUUGAGUAAUAAUAAUGUUGGCUUGUAAUAUGUGGAUUGACAGACGUGUCUGAAUGGAGCAUGUUUCCAAACCCGUUGUUAGGCUUCUACCGAUGCACUUCAUUUGUCAUGUUUAAAGCGAGCUCACCGGCCAACGAGAGAACUAAAUUAAAGUGAAUUACUGUUUUGAA